This is a messenger RNA of Pungitius pungitius (ninespine stickleback), 4875 nucleotides long. RefSeq names its product GDNF-inducible zinc finger protein 1 (gene gzf1). The coding region runs from base 1216 to 3738 and encodes 840 amino acids. Gene Ontology annotation, biological process: regulation of transcription by RNA polymerase II. NCBI's taxonomy places the organism in Eukaryota, Metazoa, Chordata, Actinopteri, Perciformes, Gasterosteidae. Gene Ontology annotation, molecular function: DNA-binding transcription factor activity, RNA polymerase II-specific; protein binding; RNA polymerase II cis-regulatory region sequence-specific DNA binding. Gene Ontology annotation, cellular component: nucleus. The transcript has 8 exons. The record is from RefSeq and is a predicted model, not a curated record.
GAGCACUGUAAUAAAAGCCAGGCGAACACAGUGUUCCAGGUCAGAGCCGAAGUCUGCAGAGCUUUCGGCUCGGAGAGCAGCAUGAGUCACCGGAAGAGAGCAGAUUGCUAGCUUGCAGAAUUCAUUAAGACAAAUGUAAGGUAUAUGGAUUUCCUCUGGAAGAAAAAAAAAAGAAACCUUGGCUGCUGCAGAACAGCACCCUGGUGAAUCCUCAAGUAGCUUUCCAUUCACCUUUGGAACGACAGCAUACUUUGGCAACUGUGUGGAGAAUUUUUUACUAGUCUAAAUGUAAAAUAAUAAGCCUAAAUCCUUCAGUGUGUAGCCCUUUUUUUUCUUUCUAAUUUUUGGAAGCACUCAUAAUGCAAAUUUAACACACCUUACAUACGGGUAAGUAUGUAUGCAUGUAGUAACGGGUAGUUACUAAAGCACUACUAUUUAAGCGACUGGUUUCAUACAUAAUGACUACUAGUGAGAGAAUUCUGUCAUAAAACUCGGCAUGCAGAAUGAAAUGCUGAUUUGAAUGUUAAAGAUGCAGGUUAAUCUGCUUUUUAAAAUCAACACUGGCUGUGAACGACGCGUGGAUCCCGCUGCGCAGUGGCGCCCCCGUGCGGUCGUGACGUAGCAUUACUCACACUGAACACUGGUGUUGGAGUUACGGUAACGCCAUUACAUUUCAAUAAUACUGACAAAAACGCCACGAUGGCUUUAUAACUUACCCUGCUCAACGACUUCCGAAUACAACACAGGGUCUUCGUUUUGGCUCGACAAAGGAGGUGAAAUUGAUUAUCCUAGUUACAGAUGUACUGUUGAACUGUAACUAUAAACGUGCAAACCAUUAUUGGUUUGGAUUUUUUUUUUCAAAUUGUUUGAACUGAUGAGUUAGGAAAAAUGAAAUUGGCUAGUGAAACUAACCGUAAAGAAAUAGAUAUAAAUAUAUUAGCUUUUAUGCGCUUUUUUCGUAAAAACCUUCCAACACUGAUCCAGGAGCAGCGGUUGUAUUUGGCAUUCCAAACUUCGUAGGUGACCGCAAGAUAAGAACGGAUCCGGAGUCAGCCACCUCGGCACCGGAUGUCACGGAGUUAAAAAAAAAGAAGAAAAAAAAGAAGUAGACUGGUGCCGCUUUUCGGGAACGAUUUCUCCAGGAAACACUUUCCGCCGUGGGGAGCAUUUGUGAAGGGCUGCCAUUUUAGCGAGCUUACGCAUCACAAAUGAAUCAUGGGGCUCAAAGUGGUCCAGCUCACCUCCAAGUCCCACCAUGAAAACAUCCUGUCCUCCCUGCAUCAGCUGAGGCUGCAGGGACAGCUCAAUGACGUCACGGUGCAGGUGGACUACCAGGGAGACGUGCAGGAGUUUCAGGCCCAUCAGUUGAUGCUGGCGGCAUCCAGCGGCUACUUCAAGAAGAUCCUGCUGGCUGGGGACGCCAGCCGAGACAAAGUGCUGCUAUCCAACAUGCACUCGGGGGACUUCUCCAAGUUCUUGGAAUUUGUGUACACCGGUAAGGUCGAGGUCGUCCGAGACAAGGUCGGCGACGUCCAAGCGGUCGCACAACUGUUGGACUGUGAGGAUCUGUCCGAGGUUUGUGGCGAGGCCAUGACUGCUGGAAUCCUACCAAAAACGCCAAAGAAAAAAUCUUCAUCGAAAGUUGCAGAAAAGGGGGGUUUACACGGUGGCCAGGAGACGAAAUGCCCCCCAGGGCAGAAGCAGCCCAAAAGGGCAUCUCUUAAGCGGCGGCUCUCUCCACAGAGCUCCGAGAAAGAAGUCAUUCCGAAAAGAUCAAAGGCAAGGAAGGGAGUGAAGGACGAGGGACGACAGGGAAAAAUCCUCAAACUGAGGUUGGCCGGCCGCAACGUCCUUCAGAGGCGCUUAACGAAGAAAAGAGAGAGCGACCGAAAGCCAGCGACCAACGAGGACACAGGCGAGACCGGCGCUGCGGCGGAGGAAGGACACGCGCCUUCGUUGGAGAUGCCCGAAUCGGAUGUGGAUGAUUGGCAAUGUGAGGAUGGUGUGCAGAGCAGUGAUCCCGAAGACUCCUUGUUGUUCUCUCCAGAGGACGAGGAGGAGGAGGAGGAGGAGGCGGACGAGGAGGAGGAGGAUGAUUAUGAGGAGGAGGGACAGUCCAAGAAGACACGUAAAAAAACCUCCAAGGCCCAGUUGCAGUGUAACAAGUGCCAAAGGACUUUCCACUAUGAGACAAGCUACUUGAAGCACAUUAGUACGUACCACGGCGUGAAAGCAGACGUCGUCCAUCGCUGUGAAAACUGCCAGCAGACCUUCGCUAACCGCAGCAACCUGAAGAUCCACGAGAAGCACGUCCACAGCAGCGAGAGGCUGUUCGCCUGCGAAAUCUGUGCCAAGUCCUUCAAGCGAAAGAAGGACGUCGUCCGCCAUCAAAGACAGGUACACGAACGCAACAACCUGCGCCACGUCUGCCCCGACUGCGGGAAGGCGAUGAGCUCCAGGGCCGCCCUGCUGUUGCACGAGAGGACGCACACGGGGGCCAAGCCUUUCGAGUGCGGCGACUGCGGGUCCAGAUUCACCCAGAACUCCGCCCUCAAGAUGCACCGCAGGAUUCACACGGGAGAGAAGCCGUUUGCAUGUGACGAGUGCGACGCCCGCUUCACCCAGAAGCACAUGCUGGUCUAUCACAAGCGGUCACACACAGGGGAGAAACCCUUCAUGUGUGAGGCGUGCGGGAAAAGCUUUGCCUCUAAAGAAUACCUGAGACACCACUCCAACAUCCACACGGGGACCAAGCCGUACAAGUGCGAGCAGUGCGGCCGAGGCUUCGCUCAGAGGAACUCGCUCCACCAGCACCUCAAGACGCACACAGGCGAGCGUCCCUACGCCUGUAAGGACUGCGACAAGCAGUUCACGCAGCUCAACGCCCUCCAGAGGCACCAGCGCAUCCACACGGGAGAGAAGCCGUACAUGUGCGGCCUUUGUAGACGCACCUUCACCGACAAGUCCACCCUCCGCAGGCACACCAUGAUUCACGACUCUGAUGCUCCCUGGAAAACGUACCUCGUGGUGCUGGAGGGAAACGUGGAGGACAAGAAACCCAAAGCCCCCACCAAGGGAAAGACGGAUAAGGCGGAAGUAAAGGAGAAAAGGGGCGGGGUUAGAAAAAGUGCUGCGGAUGCUGACGCCGCCGAUAAAACCCACGCGGAGGACUCCUUCGUGGUGCCGUCCGACCCGGUCCCGGUCCCGGUCGAAUGGACCGGUCAGGGCGCCAUCGCUCUGGUGAGCCACGACACCCUCGGCAGGAUCGCGGUGUUUCACGCGGAGAUGCCUGCGGGGGCCCAGAUGCAGCCCAUCGUGACCACCGACGCCACGGGGGCCAGCGUCAUCUCUCUGGACGGAUCGGCCAUCUCCCUCUCCCACGCCGCCGACGCCGACCCCCCCUCCCUCUGUCCGCCGACCCCCUCGGAUCCCGUCUCCGACGGCGAGUUGGCGCCGCUCCCCGGGAUCCGGAUCGUCUCGGCGCCGUCCGUCCUGGAGGCGGCUGCCUCGCAGACCAUUUUGGCUCCGGUUUCAGAGCCCGCGGCCGCCCUCCAGGAGGCCAGUCCGGGGGGGGCCACUCCGGGGGGGGCCUUCUUGGAGUCUGACAUUCAGACCGUGAUCAUCGGCGACGAUUCUGAAGCGGCAGCAGCAGCCGACGUCCUGAGUGAUGAAGACAAGAAGGCAGCGGAGGAGCCCUCGGGCCCCCCUGAAGGGGCCCCAGCUGAACAAGCUGUGUAGGAAAUGCUCUUAAAUAAAAGAGAAUUUAAUCUUGGGGGGUGGGGGGGGGGUUAAAUCCUAAUUCAAGGCUGCUUUUCGUGUACAAUGUAGAUACUUUGGCAGCAGCGGUGUGUGAAUGUGUGAUCUGACCACGUGGCGUUGGAUCAUUUAUUAUGCGCUUCGUGGACACACACUUGAUAUUCUUCUCACACUCCAUUGGAUCUUUAAGAUGUCAAUCGGAAGACGACAAUAAUCAAGGUGUUGGGGUGAUUAACUGAGGACUCUGGUUGGUCUGGAUGUACAUGAAGUACAUCUGUCUUCAGGGACAAAAUACCAACUUGUGUGUCUCCAAACUGCCAGCAGCUACCUGCUUAAAAUCUUCCAACAGAUGUUGUACACUGUAUAUUAUUUUGGCCACAGAUCAUUAAAUAGACUCGUAAUGUCAGAACAACACAACAGCCGAUUAAUCCGAUGUCGGCCCUUUAACAUCCAAUCAAUGACCUCGGAUCAAAAUGGUCAUGUGACAGGGAGGCAGAAUUACUGCAGCCAAGAAAAUCCUACAGGGGGUAGGAUCCUCAUGAGGUAGGUAUUAACUAUAAAUUCAAACUAUAGAACAGAUAUUCUAUGUUAAUAAUACAUUCACCUCCAAAUAUAUUUAAUGCAUUUAUAAUGGAGUAGCAGUAAACUUGAAAUACUAACUUUUUCCAGUCUGUUUCUACCCCUCGAAAAAUGAUGCACACGUGACAUGUUAAAUAUAGAGGCGCUUGCACCCAUCUUUAAAAAUAGAGUAAAUUACUUUAUGUUAUGUGAGAUAAUAAAAGCGUAAAAUGGAAUUGAAAACGUUGAUUUCUGUUUUUGCAGUUCAUCAAAAGCAGGACAAGCAGAGCCGGGGUAUAAUGUCUUUAUUAUUGUCCAUUCGCACUAGCACACAGUCCCCUGUCACUCCUUCAGGAAGAAGCUGGAUACGCAGGGCCACGGACCCUUCAGUAAAAACUUUGGUCUGGUGAAUGGAACGAGGCUAAUCUACUAGACACAAUGACAUGCUCAGCCACCCCUCCAGUGGUCACGACACAAUGAUGCAACUUAUCCAGAGAUUACUGCCCUGGACAUAAGGGGUACACAUUUUCACGUCAGUGCUUUUUCAUUAAAAAAAGAAAA